CUCCCUGCUUGCAGCCCGGGAACCCGGGCCAAGCAGUAGACAGCCCCUCGCGGGGUGGCAGCAGGAGCAGGCGGCGACUGUGGCGGUGGCAGUGGCAGUGGCACUGGCAGAGGCAGAGCAGGCGGCUGCGGCGCGGGGGCGGCGGCGGCUGCGGCCCAGGCGGGCGGACUGACGGGCGGGCUGAGAGAGGCGCCAGGCCCGCCCCCUCUUCAUGAGCACAGCCGGGCAACCCAAGCAAGCUGCCACCCCGGCUGCGGUGCAAGCAGACAUGGCCCUGACUCUGACCCCAGAGCGCAUGAAGAUAUCAGAGGUGGAGAUGGAGUGUUACUACUGUCUGCUGCAAGCAGCGGCCCUCAUCGAGUCCAUCAUUGCAAAGAUGACAGUUCCCAUCUGUGCAAAGGACAUCACUGAUCUCUUGCUGAAGGAACUGGCCUUCCUUUCUGGUGGAAGAGGGAAAGAUAAUGACUGGAUUAUAACAUUUCCAGAAAACCCCAAUUUCAAAGAAGUGCCAGAGGAUGUCUUAACAAAAGUGUUAACUUACUUGACUUCCCUUCCCAGACAACAUGAACCAGACACCAAAUUUAUCCUUAUUCUGGAUAGAAGAUUGGAUACCUGGGCAUCUGUCAAAAUAAGUCUCCAAAGAAUUGCAGCCUCUUUUCCAGGGAACUUGCAUUUGGUUAUGGUCUUGAGGCCCACAAGUUUUAUCCAACGCACUUUCACAGACAUUGGCUUUCGGUUCAGUCAAGAUGAUUUCAUUCUCAAAUUGCCGGUUGUAAUGCUUAGUUCUGUCAGUGACUUACUGAGUCACAUUGAUGAGAAGCAGCUGACCCCUGAAUUUGGAGGCACCUUGGAAUACUGUCACAGUGAAUGGGUUAUUUUCAGAACAGCUAUUGAAAAUUUUGCUCUGACUGUGAAGGAAAUCGCACAGGUAUUGCAGUCCUUUGGGACUGAAUUAGCCGAAACAGAACUGCCAGACGACGCUUUCUCCAUUGAGCGACUAUUGACAAUCCGUACUGAAAAAUACUUUCAGUUGAAGGAAGAGAUUGUAAGUGUUAUGAAAGAAGGAAAUAUGCUACUGAGGACCUUUGAAGUGCCUAACACUAAAGAAUCAAAUGAGGAACCUCCUCAAGAAAAACCUGGAGAUUGGGAAACUGUUAAUAGAUUACUUGCUCAACUGCAUGAAAUGGAAGUGGCCUUUGAUGAAUUUUGGGACAAGCACCAAUUGAAGAUGGAUCAGUACGUACAGCUCUGGAAAUUUGAACAAAAUUUUCUAGAGCUUAAGGAUGAUAUUGAAUUCUUAAUGGACCAGCAUGCUGCCAUACCCAGUACUGGAGACAGCGUAGCAGAUGUGAAGCAAAGGCUCACAGAGUUGGGGACCUUGGAUGAGAUGGCUAAGGAGCUGAUUGGGAAGGCCCAGCUCCUGAUACUGCAUGGGCACCAGCUUGCAGCCAAUCAGCAUUAUGCCGUUGACUUAAUCUGCCAGAGGUGCAAUGAAUUGAGACAUCAGACAGAUGUACUGUCCGAAGAACUGAAAGCCAAAGAGGAGAAGCUUACCAAGACCUUGGAACUCCAGAAUCAGCUGCACCAGGCUCUCCUGUGCUGUGAUGAGGGGGCCUAUCUCCUUGCUAAUCAGCCGAUGGAUAAAUGCCAGGCAAAAGAAGGUGCUCAGAGAGCUCUUUAUGACAUCGAGAAGUUCCUUGAUGUGACUCUCCCCAAUUUAAAGUAUGAUCCUCGUGUCCUACAGCGGGAAUUUGAGGUCAUUUUGACUCCCGAACUCAAGGCUCAGAUCCAGGGUGUCCAAGUCAAGCUGGAAAGCAUUCGCAGCAUGUUCCAGAACCGGCGGAGUUGUUUCCGGAAGCUGACAGAUAAGCAUUCCCGGCCCACCCAACUUGUGGCACCCCAGCCUGAACACGCAGGCAGAUCCAAAUCGCCGCUGUUCUCACCUAAACACGGGAUGGACUUUAAUUCUUCUUUGAAAUUCUCCUUUGAUCUCCCUCUUCCUGGGAAGAAGUCAAGAAAAAAUCAGAACUCACGAAAAAUUGAAGUUAUGCAUGAUUAUGAAGAGAAGAGAAAUUCCUCACAGUACAUUAUUUCGGAGAAUGAAGACAGCUUGAAUGUGUUCAAAAGCCAUGUGAUAAAUGAGCUAAUUGAGACCGAGAGGGUAUAUGUGAAUGAUCUGUUCACUGUCUUGAUGGGCUACCGAGCAGAGAUGGACAAUCCCAGGAUGCUGGCGCUUAUCCCACCUGCCCUGAUAGACAGGAAGGAUGUUCUCUUUGGGAACAUGCCUGAAAUCUAUGAAUUCCAUAACAAGAUUUUUCUGCACAGCCUGGAAAGCUGCUUUGGAGCACCAGAACGUGUGGGACUUUGUUUCCUGGAAUGGAGGAAUGAUUUUCAGAUCUAUGAGAAGUACUGUCAGAACAAACCCAGAUCUGAGCUACUUUGGAGACAAUGCUCAGAAAGCGCCUUUUUCCUGGAAUGCCAAACGAAACUAGAACAUAAACUUGGCCUGGACUCCUAUCUGCUCAAACCAGUACAACGCCUGACAAAAUAUCACUUGCUUUUGAAGGAGUUACUCAAGUACAGUGCUAACUCUGAAGGUGUUCAACAGCUCCAAGAAGCUCUCGUUGCAAUGUUGGACUUACUGAAGUCGGUCAAUGAUUCCAUGUACCAGACUGCCAUUACUGGCUAUGAUGGUGACCUAAGUGACCUGGGCAGGAUAUUAAUGCAAGGAUCAUUCAGUGUUUGGAUUAGUCAUAGAAAAGGUAGCACCAAAAUGAAGGACUUUGCCCGAUUCAAGCCCAUGCAACGCCACCUUUUCUUGUAUGAGAAAGCUAUCAUGUUCUGUAAGAGGAGAGAUGAACAUGGAGAGGGACAUGAGAGAACACCCUUCUAUAGCUUUAAGCACUAUUUGAAAAUGAGCGCUGUUGGAAUUACCGAGAAUGUGAAAGGAGAUAACCGCAAAUUUGAAAUCUGCUACAGUGGGCGUGAAGAAGUUUACAUUGUGCAGGCCCAAACAAUAGAAUCAAAGGCAGCCUGGUUGACUGAAAUCAGGAAAAUUUUGAUCAGGCAACAAGAACGUAUCAAAGUUGAGAGGCAGCAGCAGAACCAGGCUGCAGAGCCCAUUUCAAUUGUUCCUCAGCUGACUGAGGGAACGCAGCAGCGAGUUUCCAUAAGCUCUGAAGAAAAUGAAUCUGACCACACGAGCCCUGUGACGUCGGACAAUUUGGCUCUGUCACCUCAGACUAAAACAAGCAGAAGUUCCUCAAGAACAUCACUGAUCAUAGAACUCGGUGAAAGCCUGGAGGAAUGGGCUAACAAUAGCUUCCUGUUGGCUUGUUCAGACACAGAGGAGGAAGAUGGGAGCCAAUUGUCUCCAAGAAAGUAUAAAGCCCUUACAGAAUGUGAGAAGAAAGAAUCGGAUGAUCAGCUGAUUAAAAAUGGGGAUGCCUGUUCACUCCUACAUGAGGAUGGUGAGGCAGAAGGGUCGGUGAAAAAUCCCAACGGAAGAAAAGAAGGUGUGAUCCUGGGGCACAGUUCACAGAGUAUAAUCUGGGCCAGUAGGGUUCUGAAGGCCCAAACUGAAGAAAACUGAAAAGAGGGCGCCAGAAGCAUUUCAAGACAACGACACAGGCUGAAUCCAAGACUUUUUUUUAACCUGUCUCAGUUUCUACCAUCUAGAGCAGAACGCACCCUUUGGAGGUGGCAUUGGGUCUGCCUUUCCCUCUCUACCUCCCCACCUCAAAGCAAAUGCUUUUUUAAUGAGUCACAUUUUCUCCAAAUCCACUGAUCGCCGCUGUUGACUCUAGCACUGGGCAAGAGAGGUAGAUGGAUCCCAAUUUGACCAGCUCUCUGCUUGAAGAGAGGAGGGAAGAAGAGAGGAUGGCUGUGUCCUUGCAGGCAGAACAGCAAUCGAAAUGCGCGUUUUUACAGCCAUUUAGAUCAACAUGCUUCAGUCAACUUUUUAUUAAACAAUACAGUAUUAAUAAAGAAUGCAAGCCUUGGACUGAGUGCAAAAUGGGCAAACACCUCUGUGCUCAGGUCACAAACGUUUGCUAUAUUUCUCACAUGACCUUCGUGGGGUGUGGACAUAUCAUCUUGAAUAGAAAGAAUCAGAGUUGCCUUUUCCAUAACAUCAGCAUUUUAAAUCUAUUAAAAGAGCCAUAAGUCUUGAUCUUGAACUCAGGAGAAAAUUAAUUACAUUAAUUUUUAGCGCAAUUCAGUGCAGGGUCCAAGAAAUGAAACAUGUGAUGAGUUUUUAUUUCACCCCAUUCAUCACCAUAACUAAUCAGAGUAGCUUUGAGGGCACACGAACACCUUUUUUUGGGGUUUGGUUUUGUUUUGUUUUAUAAAGUGCUUGCUAACAAAGAAAUUUAAAUCCACUUUGGGCCUGUGCUUGCAAAAAAGGGCUUAAUUUGCAAAGACAAAUCCUUGAUUUUAAGCGCCCAUGUACUUUGGGAAACAUUUUUUGCUAACCAUAAUUAGUUUCCAUUGCAAUCACAAUCGGAUUAAUGGCAGGCAGAGUGUUGGAUUUGUAUCCAGAGUCCCUGGUUUCAAAUCUUUCCUCUGCCACUUACUACCUGAGUGACCUUGGACAAGUCACUUAAUAUUUCUG
Phascolarctos cinereus (koala) is the source of this 4612-nucleotide messenger RNA. RefSeq names its product MCF.2 cell line derived transforming sequence (gene MCF2). NCBI's taxonomy places the organism in Eukaryota, Metazoa, Chordata, Mammalia, Diprotodontia, Phascolarctidae. Gene Ontology annotation, molecular function: guanyl-nucleotide exchange factor activity. Gene Ontology annotation, biological process: dendrite development; intracellular signal transduction. Gene Ontology annotation, cellular component: cytoplasm. The record is from RefSeq and is a predicted model, not a curated record.